AUGCGAGCAGUUGUUCAACGCGUCAAAUCAGCGAGUGUUAAGGUAGACGGCGAACUCGUUUCGGAAAUCGGCGCAGGCGUACUUAUUUUCCUCGGCGUUGCCCAUGAGGAUACAACGACAGAAUUAGAAUACAUUGCCAACAAAGUCGCAAAUCUGCGUAUCUUCGAGGAUGCGGAGGGUAAAAUGAAUUGCUCACUCCUUGAAACGGGAGGGGCGGCACUCGUUGUCUCGCAAUUCACCCUCUACGGCGAUUGCCGAAAAGGGCGACGCCCCAGUUUUAUCAAAGCCGCUCGUCCCGAAACCGCGAAUGCACUUUAUGAACAGUUCAUCACCGCCUUAGAACAGCAAAACAUCCGUACGCAAGGCGGCACCUUUCAAGCGAUGAUGGAUGUCCAACUCAUUAACGACGGUCCCGUCACCAUUUUACUGGAUAGCGACAAACAGUUUUGA
This is a messenger RNA of Geodia barretti, 450 nucleotides long. The record is from the annotation of a GenBank genome assembly. Lineage: Eukaryota; Metazoa; Porifera; Demospongiae; Tetractinellida; Geodiidae.